Zophobas morio is the source of this 4227-nucleotide messenger RNA. RefSeq names its product jelly belly (gene Jeb). Bases 154 to 612 code for a protein of 152 amino acids. Gene Ontology annotation, cellular component: terminal bouton. Gene Ontology annotation, biological process: positive regulation of MAPK cascade. Gene Ontology annotation, molecular function: protein binding; transmembrane receptor protein tyrosine kinase activator activity. The record is from RefSeq and is a predicted model, not a curated record. NCBI's taxonomy places the organism in Eukaryota, Metazoa, Arthropoda, Insecta, Coleoptera, Tenebrionidae. The transcript has 3 exons.
UUCCCAGCCCUCAGCACGAGCAGAUCUCUCCGAAGAGGACGUCCACGGUCGAGGAGCUCCGCGUACUGCACGCGCGUCAACAAGUGGCCCAGCUCUGGUCAGCCCCAUGGUCGCACGCGAUGAUCACCUGAAGGCGUGAGAGUGUAUGCGGCUAUGUGGGCCGUGGUAGCGGCCGCGUUCUGGGUGUGCGUGGUGGCCACUCCGCAGCCGCUGCACCUGGAGCGGGACUCCUUCAGAAGGCCCGGCGUCUGGCAGAAAAGGGACCAGCAAGCCAUCGGACAGAAUCCUGCCGCAGACGUAACGCAACACUUGCCACAGCUGGUGGCGGUCAACUCGCAACUCAUGCUGCGCUCACCCAGAGGCUCACGCCAGUACGACGUGCCCCAGAUAGAAUGCCCCCCCGCCGCCGACGGCAUGGAGCGGUUCGCAUGCCCCACCCCCGACAGGCAGGGCCGCUACCACUGCAUAGACGACCACGUCCUUUGCGACGGUUUUAUAGACUGUCCCUCCGGGGAAGACGAAGACCGGCAGGCCUGCAUGUUCUACAAAACGACGAAGGCGCACCUGGACGUAUUAGCCGACGCGCUUCUGCGGUGGGCGCGCGGACGUUAACCCCCUAUGCCUCCGGGCGGUCGGGGGACGCCCGAAGUCAGGUCCGCGCGUUCCUCACCGCCCCACCUCCGCCCACCGACUAGCGUAUACUUCAGAGAGUUAAAAGACUUCGCAAGUAGCAGCCGCGGACGACACACCACUGGAUGGAGUACUAGGGGACUUUGCUCACCAAAAAAAACAACACAACAACAACAACAAAAAAUCUGACUCGGAAGCAUUAAGAGAAUAAGUCAUUCAACAAUAGUGGUCUGUGUGUGUGGGUCCCGUCAAGCUGCAGCUCGCUGUGUAGUUUCAUUCCCAAUAGUGCAUUCCACUAGGAGCCUCUCCAACUGAACCUCCCUCGGACGUCUGAAGAAGGCCUUAGCUACUUUUAUUCCUUCUAUUACACCCCGUUUUCUUGCAGAUCAGACCGGUAGUUGGUGCUCUGUAGCGUUGGUUCUUUUCCCGAAAAUCCGACACUGCGCCAAACGAUGCUCGUUUGGUGGUGUGUGGAAAGUCAAUCAAAUUGUUUAGAAGAUAAAUGAUACGUUAAAGCCUGUUUGUUACAAAUUUAUCACUGUUAAUAUUGUUAAUAUUCUAAAAAAAAAAAAGAAAGUAUGAGAGACUUAUAUUGUGACCAGUCUCGACUCGUUAGAUCGUUCGGAAGGAGCUCGAGAGCACUCGGAAAGCCCCAAAACGCUCAACGCCAGCCACUAUACGCACUUAUAAUAAAUCAUGUAGAAACCAAGAAAAUUAUAUAAAAAAAAAAAUGAUACUUAGGUGUAGUCUAUUAUACUAAGUGUGGCAUUGUACGACUAAAUAUUUAUUGAAGAAUCAUGCUUUCGAUGUAAGAUAUAUUUAUAAUUACGCACUUAUAGACAACUGGCUGCUGUUAGGAGUUUGUUGAGGGCGAAGGAGCACAUUCUGCGGCAAAAACACGGAGGCUGGGCCGUCGUUCGGAAACCGGUCGCUACGCGAGAGGCGUCAGACGAGGACGAAAAGACGACGAGGACGAAGGGAAGGACGUGUGUCAGUUAAUGGUAUCGGGCGAUGAUUCCGCGUCAUCCUGAGCCACCGAAAUCCAUCAACUGACAUUUUAAAGGCAGUAGUCGACGGAUUCCCAACAACGGUUUUAAUGUUUUUCCCCCAGAAUGUGCCGGAUUCGUAGCGGAAGCGUCAAAAAGAGGGAUGUUUUUCGUCUCGAGAAAACCGAAAAAUUAGGUCGUAAGUUUAACUGGUGAGGCAGUUUGUUACUAAAUAAUUAAAAAAGAAAAAUAACUAAAAACGCGUAUAGCUUAUGAAGAACUGACGAUAAAAGCGAUUUAUUUUUGUACUCAUUGCUGUGGUCUACGCAAGGUCGUCCUGAAAAAUAUCCUUCUUGGGCUGCACGAGUCGAGACAUUAGAGUCGGCUAAUUGAGUUUAGUUUCCUUGUAUUUAAUCUACUAACCGAAAGAAGAAAAAGAGCUCUGGAUCAGUUUGCGUUCCGUUGAAAACAUUUUUCGUUUAAGACUCGAUAUGAACGAAGAAGCAUCGGCCUACGAACCUAGCUUGUAGCUGAAUACGUAGACUUCCGUGGCUGCAAGUGUUUACAGCAGUCUCCGGUGUGGAAAUCGAUUCUGGAACUCAAAACAACUGGAAGCGGUUCGCGAGUCAAUAACCUCCGUAAUUCGGGAUACACGUCCCGAUUAAUCAUCGGGAGAAAAAGGUAUAAGCGAUGGAUGAGUUAUGGGGAGCUAGAGAACUGCCAGAACGGUGAACGCUUGCAGCCAUGCAAACAACCAAACAGGGGAAAUUCGGACCCUCGAAAGAAAUUAUUUUUCCACACACACAUACGCAAAAGAUAUGAUUAGGUUUUAGUUGUUUCUCAGGGUCAAAAGGCAUUAAUGUUCCACAUUCCUUAUCCACGCGAUCCUUCCUAUCGCCCGAGAACGUCUCUUCUUCGGAGGGUUCUUCGGGCACUCUCAAAAAGAAUCGUUCCUGACGUAGAAACUAAGAACUGCACUGCUGCACGAGAGCACUAAAUGCACCAAUUUUCCUUCGUCGUAUGUGUUGGAGUUUUUCGUUUCGUUCGUUCGUUCCUUCGUUGGUUGGUUUAAUUCAUUUCUUUGUGUUUUUGUUUUUCUCAAGUGCACGAUUAUACAGCGCUGAAGUGAUGUGAAGUAACGGCAAAGCCGAGUUUUUUAAUGUGAUAUAUUCCUGCCACUGAAACUUUACAGUGUUUUCUCCUAAUGUUUAACUGUGUGUGACUUUUUAUCAAUAUUUAUAGAAUCGGCCGACUCCUUAAAUUUAAACUAAAUGUUAUUUUUGUACGUGCGCCGGCUCAACGACGUUGAUUUCGCUUCGUUUUGCGUUGGUCAAGAGGGAGCUGAUUUCUCAUUAUUCUAGUCAAUUUCUAGUCUGUAAACGAUAACCAAAGUAAUAAACAACAUAUAUCAAGUGUAACUUGCAAUAAUUAUUAUCAUCGUACUUGUGUGUCAUAUAAAAUUUGAAAGUUACUUUUUGAAAUCUAUUAGUGAAAGAGACACAAUCACUUUCGUCGAAUUUCGAGAUCAAUACGAGCGAUUUGAAACGUAAUUUUUGAAUGUUAUAUUAUUGAACUCGAGAAAGCAUCGUUUGAAAUUUUUAGUCCAAGUUCCUGUAUUGUAGUUUAAGUUGAACAUAAGUAAUAUAUAAUGCGUUAGGACGCGACGCGCUCUAAUUUAACAAUUAUUUUUGUACAAAACUAUAAGCGCUAAGUUGUGGAAGGUUUCAAAAAUGCUUUCGGACCCCGACCGGGUUAGUGUAACAUUUAAGGAGUCCCGACACGGCACCUGCACAUAAAUUAUAAUAUAAAUUAAAAAGUAAUAAAAAUAUAUUCUAUAAAAUAUGAAGAUAUUUAUUUUUUACGUGUUUAGUUUUGACUAAAGUAGUAACUGUUCAUAUGAAUGUUUAUAAUAACAAGAAAAUCUGCACUGAUCUCUCUAAAUUUUGGUACAUGUGUUCUAUUAUAAUAGAUGUCACCAUGCACUAACGCACAAACCGGCGCCGCAAGACACCGGCGACGCCCGCCCCCGGGCGUCCCCCGCGUCUUGCCGCCCCCUCCGCACUUAGUCUAGUGAAAUUGUCGCAACCAAAAAGUCCCGCUCCUCAUCCUCGACUCCUCUCACCCAUGAUUGACCCGAAACCGGGCGGGCGCGCCGCCACCGGAGCCGCGCCGGCGACUCUAACACUUAUUGAAACUGACGGCCUAAAUAUUUUUAUAAAUGAAGAAAAUAAAAUAGAUAUUCGUUGACUGAUCAUUCUGCGCCUGUCAUAGUUUUUUCAAAGACGCCGGGUCGUCUCCCACGCAGACGUACACCGCCGGCCCGGCCCGGCCCCGACGCCGGCCCGCCCGCGAACCGCUACCUUAUUAAUGUGUAAAUGAGUAUAUUUUACUAUUAGCCUAUUUAAAAACAGUAUGAUGUACAAUAUAUUACGAUACGAUGUACUAUACUAGAAAUCGGAGGUGCGCUAUUUACAGAUCGCAGAGUGUCCAAGUGACAUCUCUAAGAGUAUGGGGUAACAUCUAUCCUGAUACAUACCUAUUAUUAUUAUAACAGUAAAUAAUUAUAAAUGUACAAUAAAUGCCUCAGCCAAUAAAAUGGUCUUAAAAUUGA